This is a messenger RNA of Zeugodacus cucurbitae (melon fly), 2979 nucleotides long. It is a transcript of the gene Or13a, whose product is annotated as odorant receptor 13a. Gene Ontology annotation, biological process: sensory perception of smell; detection of chemical stimulus involved in sensory perception of smell. The record is from RefSeq and is a predicted model, not a curated record. Gene Ontology annotation, cellular component: plasma membrane. Gene Ontology annotation, molecular function: olfactory receptor activity; odorant binding. The transcript has 6 exons. NCBI's taxonomy places the organism in Eukaryota, Metazoa, Arthropoda, Insecta, Diptera, Tephritidae. Bases 1554 to 2903 code for a protein of 449 amino acids.
UUUCUAUAACCUCAAAAUACAAUGGCAAGUAUUAAAGAAAAAAUUUAUUAAAAAAUUGUGAGAUUCUUAUGCUUAUAAGUGUAUUAGUAUGUUAGUAAGAAAAUGAUAUUAAAAAUUAAAUAUUUAAAUAUACUAAGUAAUGGUUUUUACCGUGUUGUUAAAUGUAUUUCGAAUUUAAUUUUUUGAUUUCCUAUAAACUAUGAAAAAUAUUUAUGUAAAUUCAAAAAAAAAAAACACAAAAUAUUAAAAAAACUAAAUAAAAAUAAAAAUGCAACAAGGUUUAUGUAGAUGUUUACUAGCAUGUUUAAGUAUUCUGAUCUAAUGAAGCCGUUGGUGCUAACCCCAAAGCGAGCUAGCACCUUAGCGUGAGAACAAUGUAGGUAAAUAUAUACAUAUAUAUAAAUAUUAUAUAUAAAUAUAUAGUAUAGUACAUAAUAAACGAGUAUAUAAAUACUUGUGUUAUAAUUUAAUUAAAGCAACUAUGAUGAUAAUAAAUACAUAUACACAUGCAUAUAUAUAAAGUAUAUAUAUAUAUAGUAUAUACAUAAGUGAAUAUCCAGAGUGAUGAAACUGUGUUUGUAAUAUUUCCUUUCAAUACAAAUGAUUUGGCAAAAAUGUACGAAAAAGUACAAGGUAAUAAGGUUUACUUAGCGUAGUUUUUUUCUUCCCCCUUCUAAUAAAAAUUAUUAAGUAUUAAAAAAAAUGCAAGGAAAUACAAACAAAAAAAAACAGUACAGACAAAAGCCACAACAAAAAAGACGAAGAAAAUUAAAAAAAACGCGUGUAAAAUGUGUAAACUUACGCAAAGAAACAUGUAAAUGUCACUUAAUUUAAUAAAUACGAUUAAAUUAAAUGAAGAAACAAUAAACGUGAUCAUAAGCAUAGAAUAAAUUAAACUUAAAUACAAAAAAAUAAAUAAAUGCAUAAAUGUGGUUUUAUUUGGAAAUUUAAUAUAGAAGACAUUUUCACGACGGUGAAAGUUCAAAAGUGAUGAAAGCUCUAAAAUGAUGAAAGCUCACGAAACAACGAAAGCUCAAAAGCGGUGAAAGCUCAGAAAUGAUGAAAGCUCAGAAGCUUUCAUUUCACAACACGUGCCUGAGCUUUAGCUUAUCAUGGCGACAAGGUUAAACAACCAUUGAAAGCGUCAAAGAUUUUCAAUGACCAAACAAGAAAAAAUAUUAAAAAAAUAACACUUAAAUUAUUAAUUUAUCAACGCCCAUAAUGCGUUAAGCAUUGUUUAUUGUGGCUGCUCAACAAAACCAUUGACAAUCGAAAAUUUCCGUUAACAGUUAAAUUGCACACCAACCAAAUGAAUGGUCAUACCAAAUCAACUAAUUAAAAAUGCACUUUGUGCCGUCGUUUCGAGUGAAUGACAGUUAAAAGAGAAAUUUUAAGUCCUUUACACGCCCACACAUCAAUUUAAUUGCCAAAAGCAGCCGGCCCAUCAGUAUAAAUAUGAGGAAAUACCAAGUCGUCUACCAGUUUUCAGUGUUCAUUUGCCCGUCUAUCGUCAUAGAAUAUAGAAACUCCACAAAAAUUUAACCGUCUUUAAGAUGUUAUUCAAUCCGAAACCGUUAAAGGAUCCAAUUAGCUUUAGAUUCCCCCUACAAUGUAUUUGGUUAAAAUUGAACGGUUCGUGGCCACUGCGACCACAGCGGUCUGGCGAAUUUGAAAGGUACUUUCGUUGGCUCUACAGCGUUUGGGCCUGGUAUGUGGUGGCCAUGGUUGGUAUAACCAUCGGUUUUCAAAGUGCAUUUCUAGUCAAAACUUUCGGCGAUAUAAUGGUCACCACGGAGAAUGGCUGCACCACCUUUAUGGGCGUGUUGAACUUUGUGCGUUUGCUGCAUUUGAGGCUGCAUCAGCGGGAGUUUCAACAAUUGUUAGCGCGAUUCGUUAAAGAUAUCUGGAUUACAAGCUCUUCACAGCCCACCGUCGAGCGCGCUUGUGAGCGCAAUAUGCGUGUGUUUCAAGUAAUCUCGGCUCUGCAGUCCUGUCUUAUUACCAUGUACUGUCUGCUGCCGUUGGUGGAACUCUAUAUGCUAACGGUGAAUACGGCACCCGAUGUCUUGGAAAGCGUGGAGAAACCAUUUCCAUAUAAAAUGUUAUUCCCCUACGAUGCAAAUUAUGGCUGGCGUUAUGCGCUCACCUAUUUGUUCACCGCUUGGGCUGGUGUUUGUGUGGUGACCACACUCUUCGCGGAGGACUCGCUAUUCGGCUUCUUUACCACCUACACUUGUGGUCAAUUUCGCAUUCUACACAUACAAAUCGACAACAUUAUACCCGAUUCGUAUGCUGCGACACGCGCUGGGCGUGGCACUGAGGCGGAUUUUCAACAGGAGUCUGUACGACGUCUGGAUCGAAUUGCUGGGAAACAUUGUGUGUUAUUUAAUUUCGUUCGUAGCAUGGAGGAAUUCUUCAGUCCCAUUUUGUUAGUGAAUUUCUUGAUUUCUACGAUUCUAAUUUGCAUGGUGGGCUUUCAAUUGGUUACGGGUAAAAACAUGUUCAUCGGUGAUUAUGUAAAGUUUUUGGUUUACAUACUCUCAUCGCUCUCUCAAUUAUUUGUGCUCUGCUGGAAUGGUGACAACAUUAUACAAAAUUCACUUGAGAUGGCCAACCACUUGUAUGCCUGCAACUGGGAGUGUGGCGUAGAAGUAGCGGCCACCAAUGCGGAUAACAAGCGCGCCGAUGAAGAAGUGAAAAUAACGGCACCAACGGUUUAUUAUACAACGAAUAACGCUUUUCGCAAGAAGUUGCAAUUUAUGAUUAUGCGCAGCCAACGACAGACAUGCAUUACAGCGUUGAAGUUCUCGGUGUUGUCAUUGAGCAGCUUCUCGGGGUUAAUAAGCUCGUCGAUGAGCUAUUUUGCACUUUUGCAAAGUUUCAACGAGGACGAAGAGAACUGAGCACUGGCAGUGGCGUUGUCUGCGUCGAGCACAUAUAGACGUGGUGGAACACUUUUGUUGUACAAUUUGGCUGGAC